Molecule: messenger RNA, 1899 nt
Organism: Loxodonta africana (African savanna elephant)
Lineage: Eukaryota; Metazoa; Chordata; Mammalia; Proboscidea; Elephantidae
Product: zinc finger protein 883-like
Exons: 1
Coding region: 1-1899 (632 amino acids)
Biological process (GO): regulation of gene expression
Cellular component (GO): nucleus
Source: RefSeq, a predicted model, not a curated record
AUGAGACCUCUUAGUGGCAAGAAACCCCAUAAGUGUGAGGUAUGUGGGAAGGAUUUCAUUUGUAUCUCAACUCUUAAGAAUCCUGUGACAACACUCACUAGUGACAAUCAGUAUAAAUGUAAUGAGUAUGGGAAAGAUUUCUGUAGUUUCUCGUCCUUUUGGACACAUGUGAGAGGUCACAAGGGUGAAAGUAAAGAAAGUUCUAGUGACCCUUUAUCCCUCCUUUUCUAUAACAGAGAUAAGCCCUAUGAAUGUAGGGAAUUUAGGAAAGCCUUUCAUUUUUCCUCAGCCCUCACUGCACAUUUAGGCACUCACAGUGAAGAGAGGCCUUAUGAAUGUAAGGAACAUGGGAAGGCCUUUGGUUGGCCCUCAUACCUCACUACACAUAUAACAACUCACACUGGAGAGAGGCCUUAUGAAUGUAAUGAAUGCGGGAAAGACUUUAGGCAAUCCUCAAACCUCAUUGUACAUAGAAGGAUUCAAAGUGGAGAAAGACCUUAUGAAUGUAAGGAAUAUGGAAAAGCCUUUAAGUGUUCCUCACAUCUCACUAAUGAUAGAAAAACUCACAGUGGAGACAAGCCAUAUAAAUGUACAGAAUGUGCGAAAGCCUUUAGUCAGGCUUCAUCCCUUAUUACACAUAUAAGAACUCACAAUGGACAGAGGCCUUACGAAUGUAAGGAAUGUGGGAAAACAUUUAGGUAUUCUUCUAACUUCACUUCACAUAUAAGAACUCACAGUGGAGAGAAGCCUUAUGAAUGUAAGCAAUGUGGGAAAGCCUUUAGGCAGUCCUCAGGCCUCAUGACACAUAGAAGAAUUCAUACUGGAGAGAGGCCAUAUGAAUGUAAGGAAUGUGGGAAAGCCUUUACAGAUCCCUCACACCUCACCUCGCAUAUGCGAACUCACAGUGGAGAGAGGCCUUAUGAAUGUGAGGAAUGUGGGAAAGCCUUUAGUCAGUCAGGAAACCUCACUAAGCAUAUAAGAACUCACACUGGGCAGAGGCCUUAUGAAUGUAAGGAAUGUGGGAAAGCCUUUAGUCUGCUCUCAACCCUCACUACACAUAUAACAAUUCACAGUGGAGAGAAGCCUUAUGAAUGUAAGCAAUGUGGAAAAGCCUUUAGCAAGUCCUCAGGCCUCAUGACACAUAGAAGAAUUCAUACUGGAGAGAGGCCAUAUGAAUGUAAGGAAUGUGGGAAAGCCUUUAGUCACUCAGGAAACCUCACUAACCAUAUAAGAACUCACAAUGGGCAGAGGCCUUAUGAAUGUAAGGAAUGUGGGAAAGCCUAUCGUCAGCUCUCAAACCUCACUACACAUAUAAGAACUCACAGUGGAGAGAAGCCUUAUGAAUGUAACCAAUGUGGGAAAGCCUUUAGGCAGUCCUCAGGCCUCAUGACACAUAGAAGAAUUCAUACUGGAGAGAGGCCAUAUGAAUGUAAGGAAUGUGGGAAAGCCUUUACAGAUCCCUCACACCUCACCUUGCAUAUGCGAACUCACAGUGGAGAGAGGCCUUAUGAAUGUGAGGAAUGUGGGAAAGCCUUUAGUCACUCAGGAAACCUCACUAACCAUAUAAGAACUCACAAUGGGCAGAGGCCUUAUGAAUGUAAGGAAUGUGGGAAAGCCUUUCGUCAGCUCUCAAACCUCACCACACAUAUAACAAUUCACAGUGGAGAGAAGCCUUAUGAAUGUAAGCAAUGUGGGAAAACCUUUAGGCAGUCCUCAGGCCUCAUGACACAUAGAAGAAUUCAUACUGGAGAGAGGCCAUAUGAAUGUAAAGAAUGUGGGAAGGCCUUUCGUACUUGCUCUUCUCUCACAAGACAUAUAAAAACUCAUAGUGGAGGACUUAGGAAUGUAAGGAGCGUGAGAAAGCCUUUCCCUGUUCAUCACACCUCACAUCACAUAUAA